AGCAACAACACAUCUGCUGAGCUCACAUGAGAUGCAUGUAUAUGUCCUGCACUGAUGUGGGGAUCCGCUCUGCUCCCAACGAUGCAUGUGUGGCUGCUGUCCCUUUAAGAGAGAGACCCCCAGAACUGGGUGCUGUGCCAGGCAAUAGGGACCAUCUCUGCUCUUGCUGUAGUAGUGAAGGCAGAGACCUGAGACAGGGGAAGGCAGAGACCUGAGACAGAGGAAGGCACAGAGCUGAUGCAGGGGAAGGAAUACUCAGCCAGUAACAUCCUACAGUCUCUCUGGCUGCACUGGAGAAGCAGCAGCACAACAUCAUUCUCUGGAUUACAUUGGAUUUAAACUCCUGCUCACCCCCAGGAUACAAGUGCACCCCCAGUCUACAGCCGCCCCAGGACCCCCUGUCUCACACCCAUAUAUCAGCCAUACUCUGGGGAGUCCUCCUGAAUAUACCAGCACCCCCACUUAUUCUUCUCACACCUCAGAUUCUCCUCAGGGGACCCCACUUGCAAUCUAGGAGCCCAAGUCUUGUGUUUAACCCAUGGAUGUCCCCAGCUUGUGAAAGCCCUGCAGGAGCCCCUCUAAACUUGUCAGUAAGGGGAAGGGGCAGAAGCCCUCCCAGAAUCUGGGGCUGAAGUUUUGCAGCACUGAGAGGGGGGAGAGCUUGGCUGCGAUCAAACUUCAGCUGAUCCGGUCGGAUUUGGAGGCUCCGCGCUCACAUUCAAAAGGAGGAUGUGUAUAACCCGCGGAACCGAGGGGGGAUGUGUAUAACCCGCGGAACCCAUCUGAGAGUGUCACACACCUGCGGGGAGAUUGGGCACAGCAGACCCCGGAGCUAGAACCUCAGCCGCUCCCGCAUCGUCCUCUGCCACCCGCGGAAUUGUCGCCAUGAGACCGCUUAGAGUUCUCGCUUGCGUCCUGCUGCUGCUGGUCUGCGCUGCCGGCGGCAGUCAGCGAAGCGGCAGAAAGAAAACGGCAUCAGAAGUCGCAGCGAGCAACAAACAGAAAUCAAAAGAGAGAACAUCAGCAGCCACAUCGACCAGCAGAGACUGCCUACAAGCAGGAGAGGCCUGUACCAGUAACCCCAGUUGCAGUUUCAAUUUCAGAAAGCUGCGCCAGUGUAUAGCAGGGAAUGGCGCUAACAAGCUGGGCCAGAACGCCAAGAACCAGUGCCGACGCACAGUGACGGAGCUUCUCUCCAGCCAACUGCAUGGCUGCAAAUGCAAACGCGGCAUGAAGAAAGAGAAGAACUGCUUGAACAUAUACUGGAGCGUCCAUCACACCCUCGUGGAAGGGGUUAAUGUGUUGGAGAGCUCCCCGUAUGAGCCAUUCGUCAGAAGAUUCGACUAUGUGAGGCUGGCGUCCAUCACAGCAGGUUCUGAGAAUGAAGUCACCCAAGUCAACCGCUGCCUGGAUGCCGCCAAGGCGUGUAACGUCGAUGAGACUUGCCAGAAGCUACGGACCGGCUACGUCUCGUCGUGCAUUCGCCACGUGUCACGGACUGAGCAGUGCAACCGAUCCAAGUGCCACAAGGCCCUGAGGAAGUUCUUUGACCGUGUGCCUGCGGAAUACACCAAUGAGCUCCUCUUUUGCCCCUGCGAGGACACGGCUUGCGCAGAGCGGAGGCGCCAAACCAUCGUCCCCACCUGCUCCUAUGAAGCCAAGGAGAAACCAAACUGUCUGACACCACUUGAGGCCUGCAAAGGGAAUCACAUCUGCAGGUCCCGCUUUGCUGAAUUCCAGUUCAACUGCCAUCCGUCUCAAAAGUCUGCAACUGGGUGUGCCCGGGAGAGUUAUGCAGCCUGUCUGCUGGCGUACACAGGAAUUAUAGGUAGCGCCAUCACGCCCAAUUAUGUUGACAACUCCUCCUCCAGCGUUUCCCCUUUGUGCACUUGUAAUACGAGCGGCAACCGUCAAGAAGAGUGUGAGAACUUCCUCCACCUUUUCACAAAUAACAUCUGUCUCCAAAAUGCUAUUUACGCCUUUGGCAAUGGGACAAACUUGAAUCCAGUGUUAAGUCCCUCUGUUGCCUCAAUAACACCAGCGUUUACAGAAGAGGUGCAUAAAAACAGUUCCAUCUCCGUGCUAGAAGAGAGCAUCUUUGUCCAGCUUCAGUCAACCAAGGUUUCCAGGGAGGAGCCUUUUUUGCAUGGAUCCAAUCAAAUAAAGUCAGAGGUCUCCCAUUCUCUGGCUCUUUCCCCUUUCUACCCCUUGGCCGGAGUUGGAAGCUGCCUUCUCGUUUCCCUAUUCCUUCAGACUUUUGUGUGAAAGGGAAGGGUUAUACCACCUUGUGCUCUCAGAACAUGGUUUAUAGGAGGAACAUUUCCUUUAUUUUUCCUUUCUCCUUUCAUUUAGGUUAGGUCACAUUAACCUUCAAUGCCUUCUCUUUCUUUUCGUGUAUAUGAAAAAAUUUAUUGUUUUUUUUUGCAUUAAUCACAAAUUCUACAAGUUUCCAAUGUGACUUUGGGACACGUUUUAAAUUGAGGCCAUGUGACUUGACCUUAAGUCUUUUGAUUGUCUAGAACAAUGGUGCCCUGUUUUUUGCAGAGGCACCAAUGGAGAAUGGACAGCACCCAACGCCAAGACCCAGCACUCGGAACUGCACAAGAGCUGAUCCCAUAAUAAACCCAAUCGGAUCACAUUUGAUUUAUUUGACACUAGUAUGUAGAUAAACGCAUACAACAAUGCAAUGAAUCCCGCUCUUAUUUUCUUCUUUUCUUUGGGGAAACAGAAAGUCUAUGUGAAUUUGAUGUUAUCGUUUCCUUCAUUUGAAUGACAAAAGAACAAGGAACCGUUGCCAUGGCGCAGUUUCUUUUUUUUUUUAGACUUUCCGUUAUUUUCCGAAACAUGGAAAGUGCUUGUGUGAUUCAAAGUGAAAGUCAGCCCCUCUCUCCUGUGGGUCCUCAGACGAUUUCUACAUGUUAAUAACCCAGAAGAUCUGGAUUUGAUAUAAGCCGAUCCUCUUGGUUCCUCUCGGCUUUUCAAAAGUCAAUGAACGUUUUUCUGACAACAAUUUCUUCUCUAACAGAAAUAGGUAAAGGACCAACAUGGCGUAUGAUUUUUAAUCUAGGGAAUGUUUUUUUUGGUUUUGUUUUUUUCCUCCUUCACCCCGGACAAUGAUAUUAAAUUGUAUUAUAUACACAACACAGGGGCGUGACGUUAUUUUUAAGCCGGAGAUGAAGUAAAUAUAAAGAAAAUCACUUUGUCCAGUGUGUGUGUGUGUGGUGAGAUACAAUAUUCCGGCUCUUGGAGUACUGUAUGUAUUGAGAUUCACAAAUGUGCUUAUUUUUUCUAAUUCAAUAUUCAAUGCGAAAUGUAAACAGUGCAGCAACCCCGGCGAGAAGACUCUCUACAGCCUGUCUUGUUUACAGCAACAAAUAAAACUGCGUUAUAGAAAAAAAA
Molecule: messenger RNA, 3399 nt
Organism: Xenopus laevis (African clawed frog)
Lineage: Eukaryota; Metazoa; Chordata; Amphibia; Anura; Pipidae
Gene: gfra4.L
Product: GDNF family receptor alpha 4 L homeolog
Exons: 9
Coding region: 886-2265 (459 amino acids)
Source: RefSeq, a predicted model, not a curated record